UGACGCCCGUCUGUUGCUUCUUCAGUAUUUCGGUGUGUCCUGAGAUUGGUGGAGGACGGGAUAUGGUACCCAGGGCUGGCGCGCCAUGGGCGGGUGGAUGGCUUGUUUAUAAACCCAGAUCUCUCCUCGUGGGCGGGAACAGCAACAGUAGAGAGUGAAAGCGGAGGGAAAGAGUGAGAGAGACGGUGGAGGAGAAGAGGCUGUGGUGGCAGCUGUGGCUGACCGGGGAUCGCGGAGGGGGCGAGGCGGCCGCCCCUGAAUGCCUCUUCAACCGCGCAUGGACGACCACCUUAGCCUCCUGCAAUCACCCCCGCUGAGCGUUACCAACAACCGGGGCGACAAUCUGGUGAACCACGGAUACACCGAGACAGAGACCGACGUGAUGACGGUGGUGGCGUGUGAUAACAUGCUGGAAGAGUCGGCGGCUCUCACGGGCCACCUCUCUCUGGACCGAUAUGAACCGGAUCAUGAAUGCUGCGAGAGGGUGGUCAUCAACAUCUCGGGGUUACGCUUCGAGACCCAGCUAAAGACUCUCUCUCAGUUUCCAGAGACACUUCUGGGAGACCCCAAGAAGAGGAUGAGGUACUUUGAUCCUCUCAGAAACGAGUACUUUUUUGAUCGAAAUCGACCCAGCUUUGACGCUAUACUUUAUUACUAUCAGUCUGGCGGGCGCAUCAGGAGACCCGUUAAUGUGCCCAUUGACAUUUUCUCUGAGGAGAUCCGCUUCUAUGAGCUGGGUGAGGAGGCUAUGGAGAAGUUCAGGGAGGAUGAGGGCUUCAUAAAGGAGGAGGAGCGACCGUUGCCAGAAAAUGAAUUCCAAAGACAUGUGUGGCUGCUUUUUGAAUACCCAGAGAGCUCGGGUCCCGCGCGGGGCAUAGCGAUAGUGUCUGUCCUGGUUAUUCUCAUCUCCAUUGUCAUCUUCUGCUUAGAGACACUGCCGGAGUUCAGGGACGACCACAGGGAUCCGAUCACUAUUGCACCUGCGAUUAAUGGCACACUUCCGUAUUUCACCAGCCCAUUCUCUGACCCUUUCUUUGUUGUGGAGACGUUGUGUAUUAUUUGGUUCUCAUUCGAGCUGCUGGUGCGCUUCUUUGCGUGCCCUAGUAAAGCCAUUUUCUCAAAAAACAUCAUGAAUAUUAUUGACAUUGUGGCCAUCAUUCCCUAUUUCAUCACUCUGGGCACAGAGCUGGCAGAGAGACAAGGAAACGGACAGCAGGCCAUGUCAUUAACCAUUCUGCGCGUAAUUAGGCUUGUUCGGGUGUUUCGCAUCUUCAAACUCUCGCGUCACUCCAAAGGGCUCCAGAUUUUAGGACAGACUCUGAAGGCCAGUAUGCGUGAGCUGGGCCUGCUCAUCUUCUUCUUGUUCAUCGGUGUCAUCCUCUUCUCAAGUGCUGUCUAUUUUGCUGAAACAGACGACCCAGAUUCAGGGUUCAGCAGCAUUCCAGACGCAUUCUGGUGGGCUGUUGUCACCAUGACUACCGUGGGCUACGGGGACAUGCACCCCGUGACCAUCGGGGGGAAGAUCGUGGGGUCUCUCUGUGCCAUCGCUGGUGUGUUGACCAUUGCUCUGCCCGUGCCUGUCAUUGUCUCCAACUUUAACUACUUUUACCACAGAGAGAGGGAAGGGGAAGAGCAGGCACAGUACCUGCACGUGGGCAGCUGCCAGCCCCUCGCGGACACAGAGGAGCUGAGGAAGUCUCGCUCCUCUUCCUCACUCAGCAAGAGCGAGUAUAUGGUGAUAGAAGAGCACGGGAUCAACAACACGUUCAAACAGCAGCCAAACUUCCUCACCACCACGCAAUACAACUCGGAAAACUGUGUGAAUAUAAACAAAAAGAUUUUCACCGACGUGUAGCCAAUUAUUGAGUCAUAGCUCUGAACGCAGGAAGGGGUAGUGUGUAAACACACAGCUGUUUCUGUCGCUAUGCUACAGCGCUGAGGAAGCAGUGGUAGAUCAGAUGAAUAAACAAAGGAAUAAUGAGGGAGGGGAAGCAAAAUCCUGUCAGUUCAGAGACGCUGCUUUGUGCUCCAUUCACAAAAUCUGUCCUUUUCAUUUCGGUGAUGAGGAUUCACAAAUCAGUUUUACUUUCGCGCUUGGAGAUAAAUAACUCAUUUAAAAUAGUAGGCUAGGUCUAGUAUUCUUCGGUGAGUUAGGGAAUUGACCUGUUGUGCAUUGUGAAAUUGCAUCAUGUGCAUAUAUCAUCACAACAGCCUAUUAGAAGCUUUAUAACUGAAAGAUGAGUAAAAAUGUAUGGUAGGCUACUCGAAGAGCACUCACAUUGUAGCCUAUUGACAUACGUGUUAUGAGUCGUGAUUCGUCAGUCAUAGCCUAUAAUAUUCAGAAUCAUUUAAAUAUGUGUCUGAGUGUUUUAACACAUGUAAUGUCACAGUUUUGCAUAUUAUCUAAAUUAGACCGUUCUGUGAGAUGACUUAGGCCUAAUUGUACGUUAAAGUCUAGUCAAAAUGUUACUGUUAAAAAAAAUCCCUUAUCCUUUCAUAUGAACUGUCACGGUGUGAUAUAAACACAGGGGCCGCCUGCUUUCAGUCACGGUGCAGGACACACUGAGAGUGGAUAAACACAGCACACACGUACACGUCAAAGAUGGAGCGUGCUUCUCUUCGGAUGCCUCAAAUAUAGUGAUGCAGUCGCCAUGGAGACAUUCGUUUCCUCGGUAACCCCAGUCACCGUUGCCAUGGCACCCUUGUUUCCACAGAAACCUUCCAGAUGGCUUGCAAUCUAUAUCAGAGAUUGUUAUCAAAAAAGCUUGUAUUGAGUCUCUAAUAAGACAUUAGCCUACGAUUUGCGUGCGUAAAAUACGAGCCCCAAAAUACCGAGCAUUGACGCACGAAGCAAAUUUGGAGAACAACGUCUGUUCACACAUUUUGCCACUAUUAACUGGGUCCCGAAAUGAACCAGGCACCGCUUGGAGACGUGCUAAACCGGAAGAUGUGGAAGGGGAGGCAGCGCGUGAGGAAUUAUGAAUGAACUGGGAGCACGUUGUGUCUGGCUGUCCUGAGUGCGCUACUGCAGGCGCUCAGCAGAUGCUGCUGUUCUCCCACUGAUAAACAUGGUAAGUUCUGAACACUGUCACUCAGGCCCUGGCCUCUUUAUGAACCCUCCCUUUACAUUUAGUCAUAAAACCAGUUUGUUUUACUGUGUGGGUUUAAUGGGAAUGUCAAUACAUUUAGGUUAGUUCAAUAUAAAGAGUGUUACCUUAAUGACAUUUAAUCCCAGUAAAAGCAUAAUCAAAGCAAGAGGUGGUUGGUUUUUUGUCUAUGCUCUUAUUCAUGCAGCAAACAUUGCAUACAUGUUUAAACCUUUACUGGCCUUAGUGUGUGGGUUUUCCUAUGUUCUGUAAUGGGGCAGAUGCUCCUGCAGUGCGCCCAGGUUGUCUUUAACCUUCAGAUGACUGAAUAAGGGCACCAACAGCAUGCCCACCCAACCUGUCUCAGUGCUGCCCCCUGGUGGCUAUCAUCUCCUUAAAGAACAGGUGGCUCACCUGAUGUCUCUGACAACAUUUGCCAGUGAUGUCAAAAAGAUUCAGAGGUGAAAGUAGCUACAUUUUUCUGCACAGACCUCCUGGAAACCCUGACGACCCCAAUUAUACUGCCUCCCAUUUAGGGGCGCAAUGACUCUGGUCCUCCUGAUGAGCCAGAUUAGCCAAAGCGAAGAGUUGAGACAGAACUCCCACUGGAUCAAUAUUUCUUCCCCUACCCUCUUCCUGACUGGUGUCCUUAAACCCAGACCGGGUGCCUACCAGUUCUCCCCUUCCAGUGGUACACCACUCAAUCCAAAAUGCAAUUGCUAGAAUGACACAAAAAAAACUGACAUAUAAUGUAUUCCACAUACAGUUUUGUAGCUGCAGUAUUCUGACUGCUUUUCUUCUGGAUUUGACACACUGUGAGUGGAUCGAUCACGCCGUCAAAAUGGAUUCAGGCAGCGAGAGAAUUCAGCUGGAUCUGUUUUAUGGACUCUGGCAUUUCUCUAUACUGCUUUCCAUAUAAAAUUCAGAAGGACGGGUUUAGGAAAAAGCCCGCAAUAUGGCAAAGAACAUCUAAUUCCUGGAUUUAACGCAGAUUUCUACCCAUUGAUGUUUUAAGGUAAUGAUAUUCAUUAUGGACAAUAACUGAAAAACAGAUUUAGCUUCAAGUCAAAAGUGGCUAAAACUGAGGCCGACCGUGAUUUGCUGAUAUGAAACUGUGAUACAAAUCAAAGACUGUUAGCCAUAUGCCUUUUGUUAAUCUGUGUGCUCUGUAUUGCAGAUGAUACAAAUUGUAUCUGUAUUUGUAAGUGAUACAAACACCUAUGUAUGUGUGCUGGUUGCAGCUAUUCCCCUAUCCUAUACACAUGGAGAACAAUACAGAAGCAUAUAUAUACAUACAUGCACAUACAUGUAUACACGUACCUAUGAAUGGCUCUGUUUUAUCCCAGAGUGCACUGAUAUUUUGGGAUGGGGCAGAAUAACGCCAGUGGAAGGUUGUGGAUGCCAGUAUUUGUUCUGUGCUAUUCUGUGCCGUCUUAAACAUGACCCAUAUAAAGAGA
Messenger RNA from Gymnodraco acuticeps, 4543 nucleotides. RefSeq names its product potassium voltage-gated channel subfamily A member 3-like. Gene Ontology annotation, molecular function: delayed rectifier potassium channel activity; protein binding. Gene Ontology annotation, biological process: potassium ion transmembrane transport; protein homooligomerization. Bases 260 to 1855 code for a protein of 531 amino acids. Gene Ontology annotation, cellular component: voltage-gated potassium channel complex; membrane. Lineage: Eukaryota; Metazoa; Chordata; Actinopteri; Perciformes; Bathydraconidae. The transcript is spliced from 3 exons. The record is from RefSeq and is a predicted model, not a curated record.